UAAAAUGUUGAAAAAAUGUUUUGUGCCAUCCUGUUCAAAUAAUAGUCAAGAUAGCCCAUCGAAAUUAUUUCUAUCAGUACCCAAACCAGAUAAUCGUCGAAAAUUAUGGUUCAAAUCUGUUGGCGCAAAUUACAGAAGUUCUAGAAGUGUUUUUUGUUGUGAGGAUCAUUUUAAUUUACCAAUCGAUGCAGAGAAUUGGGUUUAUUUUAAAACAGUUGGCGGGCGUAUCAGGUUACAUGAACAUGUUGUACCGCAUUUAAAUUUAGAAGCAAAUUCACAAUCUGUUGAAUAUUCACAGUUAUCAAAUUCAGAAAAGAAACUUCAACAGGAAAAUAUAGAGCAAAUGAAAAUUGCUCGAAAGCAAGAUACAGUUGCGGAACCAUUUAUUUCCAGUAUCUCACAGCAACUGUUUCAUAACACUCGCGAAGAAUUAGUUAAAGCAACAGAGUCUCCAAUUCGAAUAGGACUUCUAAUUAAAAAUAAUAAAUGCUUUUUAUCCCACCAUAACGAUAAAAAAGGGAGAAGAAAUUCUUCAACUUGCGUUAAAAAUCAAAUUUCUGACGAUGAUAAUUUCAAUAUAGCCUCAAAAUAUAUUCAAAAUUCGACUACAUGUGGGGAAAAAAAUUAUACGAAGCGUACAGCUAGAAUAAAAAAAAGAAGAAAAUCUCCAAUUUGUAUAAAACCUGAUUUUUCUGAUGAUGAUGCAACUAUUCCCUCUUAUGAAAGUAUUCAAAACUCGCCUUCGCGUGGAACGGAAAAAUCUUUAGAUUGUAUGAAUAAUAACGAUAGUCAAAAUGAUGAACCAAACUUAACAAUUUCUUCUGUAGAAUUUGCUCAGAGCUCCUCUACAAAAUACAUACAAGUUUAUAAAAUGAGUUCACCCGAAUUAGAAAAGGGAAAUUCUUCAAUUUUUGUGAAAACCGAGUUUUCAGAAUAUGAUGAACAUAAUUUUGAAGCAAUUUCGGUUCCUGAAUAUAUUGAGAGUUGGACUUUUAGUGGCGAGGAACUUCAUCAAAAUAAUAAAUUUACACAAAAAGCUAGUUUAAUUAUACAUCAACGAAUUCAUACAGGUGAAAAGCCAUAUUCAUGUGAUUUUUGUGAUAAAGCAUUUGCAAAAAAAUCUUAUUUAACUUGUCAUAGAAAAUCUCAUACUGGAGACAUACCGUAUAAAUGUGGUGUUUGUGAAAAAUAUUUUUCACAACGCAGUACGUUAAGGGUACAUAAGAAACAGCAUACUAGUGCUGAUAAAAGAUCUUUCUCAUGUGAUGUGUGUGAUAAAACAUUUUAUAAGCGUGAUUCUUUAGUUGUACACAAGAUUCAGCAUAUACAACCAAAUUAUGGUGGGUACCACGGAUCUAGUAAUUAUAGUAGGGAUGUAGUAUAA
This is a messenger RNA of Chrysoperla carnea, 1384 nucleotides long. RefSeq names its product myoneurin-like. Gene Ontology annotation, biological process: regulation of transcription by RNA polymerase II. Bases 5 to 1384 code for a protein of 459 amino acids. Lineage: Eukaryota; Metazoa; Arthropoda; Insecta; Neuroptera; Chrysopidae. Gene Ontology annotation, molecular function: RNA polymerase II cis-regulatory region sequence-specific DNA binding; DNA-binding transcription factor activity. The record is from RefSeq and is a predicted model, not a curated record. The transcript has 3 exons.